Molecule: messenger RNA, 2463 nt
Organism: Westerdykella ornata
Lineage: Eukaryota; Fungi; Ascomycota; Dothideomycetes; Pleosporales; Sporormiaceae
Product: leukotriene A-4 hydrol
Exons: 1
Coding region: 279-2174 (631 amino acids)
Biological process (GO): proteolysis
Cellular component (GO): cytosol
Molecular function (GO): metallopeptidase activity; zinc ion binding; epoxide hydrolase activity
Source: RefSeq, a predicted model, not a curated record
UGUCCGGUUGGCAUACAUGAUUGUAUGGCUUGGUUAUGAGGGGCUUCUCCAGUCUUGCGCGCGUGCGGUGCGGAAGGUUGUCUGGUGAACAACGGCUAGCAGGAUUGAUAUUAAUAGGUCCGGCUCGACUGCAAUUGCAGCGUCAAUCCUGCGCCCGCCAGCAACCAUACUAUUACUCUACGUCCACUCCAACAACCCCUCAGCCACAAACAUUCCAACGGUACAGGCGCCUCAUUCCCAAGAGGAGCUUCACGACUAUGCAUCGUUCUCCCGCAGCCAUGGUGACCAAACCCAUGACGGAUCCCAAGGUCACGAUCCACACCCCGAGGGAUCCAAACACGUUAUCCAACUACCACAACUGGGUCACGAGGCACACGAGUGCCAACUUCGCGAUUGAUUUCGACCAGAGAAUUCUGAGAGGCAAUGUCGUUCUUACCAUGGAAUCGUUGACCGACAGGGAAAGCAAAGAGAUCCUUUUGGACACCAGUUUCCUGUCCAUUGGCGGGGUCAGCGUCAAUGGCACCGAGGCCAAAUGGAACCUCAAAGACCGCAUGGAGCCUUUUGGCAGCGCGCUGGCGAUUCAACUGAACGAUGGUAUCGCACAGGGCGAGCAAGUUGUUGUGGAUAUCAAGGUCGAUACCACCGACAAGUGCACGGCGCUUCAAUGGAUGACCAAGGAGCAAACGAGCAAUAAAAAGUACCCCUACAUGUUCUCGCAAUGCCAGGCCAUACACGCUCGAUCCAUAUUUCCCUGCCAGGAUACGCCGGAUGUGAAGAGCACGUUCGACUUUGCCAUCCGGAGUCCCCUUCCGGUUCUUGCGAGUGGUUUACCUACGGGCGCCCAGGACUAUGAAGACGGAACACUGCUGUAUACGUUCCGGCAAAAGGUCCCGAUUCCGAGUUAUUUGUUUGCCAUUGCGAGUGGAGAUCUGGCAUGUGCGUCCAUUGGGCCCCGGAGCACGGUUUGGACGGGGCCGCAAGAGCUGCUGGAGUGUCAGUGGGAGCUGGAUGGCGAGAUUGAGCCCUUCAUCCAAGCCAUUGAAUCCGUGGUUGCCCCAAAGUAUCAAUGGACGCAAUACAACUGCCUGAUCCUCCCGCCCUCGUUCCCUUACGGUGGGAUGGAGAACCCCGUCUGGACCUAUGCCACCCCGUCCAUCAUCUCGGGCGACAAGCAGAAUGUGGACGUCGUAGCGCACGAACUCGCCCACAGCUGGAGCGGCAACCUCGUCUCUGCGGCGUCCUGGGAGCACUUCUGGCUCAACGAGGGAUGGACCGUCUACUUGGAGCGCCGCAUUCUAGCCGCCAUCCACGGCGAGGCGCAUCGCCACUUCUCCGCCAUCAUCGGCUGGAAGGCCCUUGAGGAUUCCAUCGAGCGCUACGGAAAGGACCACGAGUACACCAAGUUGGUCGUCAACCUCAAAGGCCAGGAUCCCGACGACGCCUUCUCGUCGAUCCCGUACGAGAAGGGCUUCCACGCUCUGUAUGCAUUCGAACUCCUGCUAGGCAAGGACAAGUGGGACAAGUUCAUCGCGCACUACUUUGAGACGUUCAAGUUCAAAUCCAUCGACAGCUACGACUUCAAAGCCUGCCUGAUCGACUUCUUCGCCUCGGACGCGGAGGCCAGCAAGAAGCUCGAGGAAUUCGACUGGGACAGGCUCUUCUACGCCCCCGGAUACCCCGAGAAGCCCCAAUUCGACGACAGCAUGGUAAAGCGCUGCUACGCGUUGGCCGACAAAUGGCAGGCCCGCGCCCAAAAGGGCGACCCGUCGUCGUUCGAGCCCCACGCAUCCGACAUCCAGGGUUGGGUCGCCAACCAAUCCGUCGUCUUCCUCGAACGUGUCCAGGAAUUCGCCGCGUCCUUGUCCCCCGCCGACGUCAAUCUCCUGGGCGCCACGUAUGGGUAUACCGCCUCGGCGACCAGGAACAUUGAGGUCGUGAGCCGGUUCUUGCAAGUGGGGCUCAUGGCCAGGACAAAAGAGACGUAUGAGCCUGCGGCGGAGCUGCUCGGGAGGAUCGGCAGGAUGAAGUUUGUGAGGCCGCUGUUUCGAUUGCUGAAUGCGGCGGAUCGGGAGUUGGCGGUGAGGACGUUUGAGAGGAAUAAGGGGUUUUAUCAUCCGAUUUGUAGGCAGAUGGUGGAGAAGGAUUUGUUUGGGGGCGAGGGGGAGGGGAAGUAGAGGCUGGAAUGGGGGAUGAGCAAUUGGUGGAGUGUUCAAGAUCAUUGUAGUGUGACGCGGCCAGUAGCGCUGAGUACCGGCUACGGACUCUUGGUGUGCAGAAGAUAAACUGGCAGUUAAAAGGAAACGUUGAAAUCUAUCACAGAUGCAGGGGGGUAACGAUUGGAUGUUUGAAAUCAAAUUACAUCUAAGCAUGCCGAAUGAGCAUCAGAGUCGACUUGCCUGUCUGAGCCGAAGAGGACGCCAGCGUCCGCACCAUGUAUAAAGCAUCCUUAGCUAUCAAACCCGU